CCUAAAGCAUCUCCUUAAGCCUUUCUCUAUAACCAUCCAUUAUCAGCUUACAACAACAAACUUCCUCUCAGUACAGUUUACCAUUAGCAGCACACUACUUUACAGGUUGUUGCUAACUCUCGUAUGACUUAGGAGCCCGUCAAGUUAGUGCAGGAGGAUUUCUAGUGACUUAGCCCCAAGCCUGUAAAAAUGCCGCGAUACUAUUGCGAUUACUGUGACACAUACUUAACGCACGAAUCGGCUGCUGUCAGAAAGCAGCAUAACUCUGGGUACAAACACAAGGCCAAUGUUCGCAACUACUACAACAACUUCCUGGGCACCAGCGAGAGCGCCUCGGGCGGCAGCGGCAUGGGCCCCAUGACCUCCUCACCAGCGGCCAGGCCGAUGGGGCCGAUGGGCGGAAUGGGACCCAUGGGUGGAGGCAUGGGGCCCAUGGGCGGCAUGGGGCCAGGCAUGAUGGGUAUGAUGGGUCGGCCUAUGGGCAUGAUGGGCGGCAUGGGGCCAGGCAUGAUGCGGCCACCCAUGGGCAUGAUGGGCGGCAUGGGCGGACCAGGCAUGAUGGGCGGAAUGAUGGGUCGGAUGGGCGGUCCCAUGGGAGGCCACAUGGGAGGGCCGAUGGGCGGACCCAUGGGUCCGGGCGGGCCCAUGGGAGGCCACAUGGGGCCCGGGGGCCCGAUGGGAGGCCACAUGGGACCCGGGGGCCCUAUGGGGGGGCACAUGGGGCCGGGAGGUCACAUGGGGGGCCCUAUGGGGGGACCCAUGCACGGAGGACCCAUGGGGGGCGGGCAAUAGCGGCUUUGGCAUGCAAGCUUGCGGGAGCGGUCCGGAGCGGGUCGGGUCUGCGGAGGAAGGAGUUGGUUGGGGGUUGGUUGCGCUGUCGCGGGCUGUGGUAGUGGCAUAUGGCGGUGGGUGUCGGAGUUGCGUGGGUUAGAAGUGUGGACAGGGCGUUACCGUCGCAUGGCGGUGUCCUGGCGGUGGUAUAUGGGGGCGUGCAGGCAUGCUAGUGGGCGUAACAUGUACGAGACAUGUGUAGAGUUGAGGGCUUCACUUUGCACACAGCUAACUUCGUAUACUCACGUGUGUGGAUCAAGGCAAAUCUGUGGACAAACAUGGCAGACGGGUCUAAGUAGCGGUGCACUAGGCGUGACAUGUCUGGGACAUUGACGUUGACAUCCAAGAUGGCGGAGUUGCUCUGGCUGGAGAAGAGAUGACCGGUUCCGUUUUGGACUGGAGUAUAUAUGUAAGGCUUAAUAUAAC
This is a messenger RNA of Astrephomene gubernaculifera, 1257 nucleotides long. The record is from the annotation of a GenBank genome assembly. NCBI's taxonomy places the organism in Eukaryota, Viridiplantae, Chlorophyta, Chlorophyceae, Chlamydomonadales, Astrephomenaceae.